AUGAAUCUGAUCGUUGCCGUGGACGAUAGUGGUGGAAUUGGCAAGAACGGCGCGCUUCCGUGGCGCCUACCACGUGAGAUGGCACGUUUCGCGAAGCUAACGAGCACAACCAACGACCGGAGCAAGCGAAAUGCUGUGUUGAUGGGACGAAAAGUUUGGGAAGAAAUUCCGGCAAAAUUUCGGCCGUUGAAGGAUCGUUUGAAUGUGUUAUACAUAACGCGCGUGGAGGGUGAUUUCUCGGCCGAUGUUUUCUUCCCGUCCGUGGAUUACAGUCGUUUCACGAAGAACGAUGAGCCGGAGGAGGUGCAGGAAGAGCAUGGCAUCAAAUAUCGUUACGAAAUUUACACAAAUAAAUCUGGCUUAUAA
Gongylonema pulchrum is the source of this 366-nucleotide messenger RNA. NCBI's taxonomy places the organism in Eukaryota, Metazoa, Nematoda, Chromadorea, Rhabditida, Gongylonematidae. The record is from the annotation of a GenBank genome assembly.